AUGUCAUUUGGUGGUUUUACAAAUUUUGCAAAAAAUGCACUUCUUACAGCUCAAAAACAUAUAGAUUCUGCUCUUCAUAUAGAAGAGGAUGGUGGUGAAUCUGGUGAUGAAAAUGAAGACGAUGAGACUGAACGGGAAGAUAAUGUUAAUAAUAAUUUAUUUGAGAGUUCAACAAGUUUGUAUCAAAGUGCUCUUUUGGUUGGUUUUAUUUUUUAA
Messenger RNA from Meloidogyne enterolobii, 216 nucleotides. NCBI's taxonomy places the organism in Eukaryota, Metazoa, Nematoda, Chromadorea, Rhabditida, Meloidogynidae. The record is from the annotation of a GenBank genome assembly.